Messenger RNA from Xiphias gladius (swordfish), 4952 nucleotides. It is a transcript of the gene slc25a16, whose product is annotated as solute carrier family 25 member 16. Lineage: Eukaryota; Metazoa; Chordata; Actinopteri; Istiophoriformes; Xiphiidae. The record is from RefSeq and is a predicted model, not a curated record. Gene Ontology annotation, cellular component: mitochondrial inner membrane. The transcript is spliced from 10 exons. Bases 207 to 1169 code for a protein of 320 amino acids. Gene Ontology annotation, biological process: transmembrane transport.
ACAGUGAAGGACGAGGUUCUCGUUGCCACACGAGUCAGCGGUUGUGGUAAAGCUACAUUUUAAAAGCCAGGAUUUUCCCGUGGCAGGAAGGAAGCGAGAUUUGUUGAAGACAUAUUUAAUCAGACUAAGGUCCCACUCUGCUUUUUUUGCUCCUCAGACGGUUUUCAUUUUCUUCCAUGGAUGUGGCAGAUUCCUGAGCAGAAAGUAUGACAUCGGAGGCUGCGGUCUCCACACCUCCUGCCCUAACCAGCACCCCUGCCAAGAGGGACUACUACUGGCUUCGUUCCUUUGUAGCUGGAGGUGUUGCAGGAUGCUGUGCCAAGACUACCAUCGCUCCUCUGGACAGAGUGAAGAUUCUUCUUCAAGCCCAGAACCCCCAUUACAAGCAUCUAGGAGUGUUUUCCACUCUUAUAGCUGUGCCAAAGAAAGAAGGCUUUCUUGGCUUGUACAAGGGUAAUGGGGCAAUGAUGGUCAGGAUAUUUCCUUAUGGAGCCAUCCAGUUCAUGGCCUUUGACAAUUAUAAGAAGCUGCUAAAUAAACAGAUUGGGAUCUCUGGACACAUCCACCGCCUCAUGGCAGGAUCAAUGGCAGGGAUGACUGCGGUGAUAUGCACCUACCCUCUGGAUGUGAUCCGAGCCAGACUGGCCUUCCAGGUGAAAGGAGAGCAUCGUUACACUGGAAUUGCCAAUGCCUUCCACACCAUCUACCUUAAGGAGGGGGGCAUUCUUGGCUUUUACAGAGGACUUACCCCAACACUUAUUGGAAUGGCCCCUUAUGCAGGCUUCUCAUUCUUCACAUAUGGCACCCUGAAGAGCCUCGGCUUGAACCAUUUCCCAGAGCUGCUUGGACGCCCCUCCUCAGACAACCCUGAUGUCCUCAUUCUGAAAACCCACAUCAACCUGCUGUGUGGAGGUGUCGCCGGUGCCAUUGCUCAGACAAUAUCGUACCCCCUGGAUGUGGCUAGGAGAAGAAUGCAGUUAGGAGCUGUGCUUCCUGACUAUGAGAAAUGUGUAUCACUGAGCAAGACCCUGACGUAUGUGUACAAGGAGUAUGGGAUCAAGAAGGGAUUGUACCGAGGCCUUUCUCUCAACUACAUUCGCUGUGUCCCCUCACAAGCUGUGGCCUUCACCACCUAUGAGUUCAUGAAGCAGGUCCUCCACCUGAACUAGCUGCUCUUUUGUACGGCCUGCACCUGGGCCCGUACGCUACGAGUCAUUAAGCAGCUCAACCUCAAUGCUUCCCUCACUGAGUGAUCCGUGACUCGCUCGCUACGUCUUAAACUCGUCAAUGUGGGAACUACCUUUUCCUUGAGUUCACUGUAGGCACGAGGGACAUCAGUUAAUGCUAACAAAGGACACUUGAUAUCAGACGGUAACGUAGUCCAUGUCUGUCCUGUUUCAUUCCCUCUUACUUCCCUCCUAUGUGACUCACCACCUCUUAAGUGAUGAUUUACUCAACCACACGACAUGUGGCUUGAAUUGGGACAACUCCCUCACCAGUGUCUCCAUGGAUGGGGCAGCAGCAUCUUUGGUUGGCCUCUGUUGGUUGGGGGCAAUUAUAUGCUCUUAAACAAUGUUGUUGACCACACAACAACAAGUCUCUGAUGGUGUAGCAGCCCCCUCAUUCACACGGCAGACACAGAUGUCCACACUCUGACUUGUCUUUCCUGAUUUUUAAGAUGGACACCAGCUUAAAAUGAUCAAAUUAGCUUAUGAACCAUUACUAUGUUUCCAUCAGCUUCUUUACAGAGCUCAGUGUUAUGCAUUUAUUUGAAUAGCGUAGCACCCCUAAACACUUCAGUUCUACAGCUACAUAUUUUCUUUGUUGUUUAUCAUAUCUUCUUUUUACCGACUUGGCUGUUGUUGAAAGGUGGCUGAAACUGUAAAAUAAUCGGAUGAUUUGUAAUGUUUUGUUUAUUCAGGGCUUAGCGUGUCUUUAAUUUUGGGGUGCAGUAACUUUAGGAGAAGUUUCUGUGUGCGUCUUUGCCUUUGUCUUCUACACAAAACUAAGAUUAGUGUAACACACUUCCCCUGCAGGGUUUCUUUUAAAGAUGCAGUGGCCUGGGCCAGUUUAAGGCAACAUCUUAUUUUAUUGCCUAACCUUGGAUAGAGCAGUUACUGUCUGUGUCAUUAUUUGCUGAAAACCCUAUUUUUUUGUUAUACAGGUUAAUAUGCACUCAGAUGUUUAGUGCGUAGCUUUGAAGAUAUUGAAUUAGUGUAUGUACAUCCAUGCUCAGCUGGGAUCACAAAGAUAUUUGGAAAUGCCAAGAGUGAUGAAGCAUUUCGACAUGAUGUGGAUGUAGGUCUGACAUGUCUGGAGGGACACGUUUGCCAGAGGGAACUCAGGAGAAAUUUGCACUUCAUGACUGUAGCUUUUUCUUCGCGUAUUUAUUGAUCUAGCGACCUGCUGCCACUGGGUGGCAGCAUAGAAUUUAAAUUAAAUUGUUUAUGAACAGAGCUGGAUUCAACACCUUUACACAUUUUAUACAUCUCUUAUCAAAUACAAGUCAGCUUAGGCUCUUCACGAUAUUUUCUGUUUUGCUUAACCAAAGCGAGUUGUCAGAUAAUGAGUAUAAUAUAUGCAGUGUUUUUAAGCCAAUUCAGCCAAAAUGCAGUUUGCAUUUAUUGCCCAGGAAGGCUGAACAGUAAUUACUGAAUGAAAGUGUUUGUUAAUCACACACCCUCAAGUCACGACCAAUGUUUGCAUGAGCCUCAUCAGUUUGCUUUAGAAGCAUCUUCCUUUUUUUUUUUAAGAUUCUUGCCUUCUUCUGCAUUAGGUGUGUUAUUUCACCAGGGUGAGUUUUAUUGGAGUUUCUCCACAUACUUCAGCUGCUGCCUCAGCUUUUAGAUCACUGUAUAUGAAUGGAGAGAAAUUACAAUGAGCAGACACCUUAGAGCAGUGGUUUCCAACCUUUUUGGCUUGUGACCUCCUUAAAAUGUUUGUCCACCGACGAGUGUGGAAGGUCUGUAGAGGAAGACUACUUUGGGCAUCAGAAGUCAGUGUUUUGUUUUGUUUUUUUCUCUUCUUCUUCUUUUUGAUCCCAUUAUCACUUUAUUACACUACUAUUACUACACAACUAUUUACUGUUCCAAUUUUACAGUGUUCAUUGGAACAGAAGUUAUUUUCCUUUGUCAGGAUAAAAUCCAGUAAUGCUCUCCACUUGACCCUAAAAAAGUUUGUGAACAAUCUAUGGCACCCCGCCCCCAAAUUACAAGGUGACCUCAGCAAAAUGAAUAUUAUUUUUCUUAAAUUUGUGAAGAGGAUGUGUUCGAGCUAAAAGGGUGGGGUAAGUUGCUGUUAAAUCAUAUUGCAACCGCUCAGUAUCAUUGUUUAACCCAUAGGAGGGGUCCAGACCCCCAGGUUGGGAACCACUGCCUUAGAACAUUGAAAUAUACAGAGACUUCCCUACUAAACACUUUGAAAGCUAUUUAAUGUAGACGAGGUGGGGUUUCAGUCAACUCUAGCGACCAACCGCUGCUCAGCUGGAUCUUUGUCACCCAGCCAGUACAUAAAAACUACAAACUUCUGAUCCCUGCAAUCGACCUAAGAUGCAUAAUGAGACAGGACGUCAAGCAGUGGAAAAAAUCCGUAGAUACUUGCAGUUUAACGAAGGUGGCACCAUUGAAAUUGCUAACCAGAUGGCACGCACAGCAUAGAAACCAAAUUGUUCAUUUCAGUUUUCUGUGUGAAGCCUUUCUGGGUUUUCAUCUAAUAAACGGAAAAUUGUCUGGCUGCUCCAAACAGCUCAAUGCCUUGGUCUGAAGGUGGUGUUGAACAAAAAUCAAAAAAUCUCUGAACCUAUGAUUCUCCCAAAUCACCUUGAAAAGUGUGAGUCAAUGAGAGACUUCUGUGUAUGUAACAAUAAAUGGACUGCAAUAUCCGACUGUCCCCACUUGCCUGGGCUUAAGAGUAUGAUCACAUACUUUAACUGGUGAUAAGUGGCAGCUACCAUUUGGGAAACAAAAUAUACUUUUCAGCAGCAUUUCUGCUUUUUAUGGUCAUCUAGACUACUGCUGUGUACAGACACUUUUAUUUACUACUCUUUUGAUUGCUGUGUUUGGUUUCAAAUACAUGAUCUUCCACUGUUGUUGCUGCUUUUUUGUUUUGUUUUUUUAGUCCUACAAAGUCUCCUAUCAGAUCAGCUCUGCUCCUGAUGCUGACUGCAACAGAUAAUUAUAUAAGACAAGGAAUAUUCAGAUAUUUAUAUAUGUAAAUGUAAGGGCUGUACUACUUUAUCAGACUCUUUUAGAUGUGAUUGAAAGAAAACGCAUAGCUUAGAUAUCGCCUGAACAAUGAAAAUGCCUUUUUUUUAUGUCUUUCAGUGUUAGCCUGCCUUGCUUUUUAUAAGCAGAAUUGCAUUACAUGUCACCUUCUUAAAACAGUACCAAGCCUUGUAUCUUUAUUUUGUCACUGAAUGUGAGCUUCUGAAUGAUCUUGUCUUGUACUGUCACACUGUUCACAUCCCUUUUUUUGACUGAACGAGUAACUGAAAUUGAUUUUUAUUUUGGAAAAUCAUUUUAGAGAGGAAAAAAAAAUAGUGAAGCCAAAACAAGUUAAUUCAAUUUUUCCACUUUGUCUUUCACACGUACAGACCCCUGUUAAUGUUGGUGUUACAGUUUCUCUAAAUCCACAGAGGGACUAUAUGGUGCAUUUGCAUUUAUUUCACUGAAGCUGGAAUACACUACCUGUUGUUGCCCGAUGUCACGCAAUGAUUUGACUUGUAAAUGUGAUGUGUAAAAGAUAUACGUAUGUUUACAUGUUCUUUGAAGCAUUUCAUUACCAUAUCAUCAGUUAAAUCUAGUUAGACAGCCCAAAUUAAAACCCUGUUAUUCUCUGUUUUUGUCUGUAAUACAGGAAUUCAUUCUAUUAUGCUUUUAUAAAACACCCUCCUGUUGUUUGCUGACAAAGAAAAUUCAUUUGAUAUCAACUUCUGGAAUAAUAAAACUUUUCCU